Molecule: messenger RNA, 828 nt
Organism: Populus euphratica (Euphrates poplar)
Lineage: Eukaryota; Viridiplantae; Streptophyta; Magnoliopsida; Malpighiales; Salicaceae
Exons: 3
Coding region: 55-828 (257 amino acids)
Source: RefSeq, a predicted model, not a curated record
UGUAUAUACCUAGCUAUUUCUCUAUCCACAAUUACUAAAGCGAAAACCGUGAGCAUGGAGAUCUUGAAGGAUGGACAAAGAGACUGGACUCAGGUUCCUGCCGAUAUUCUGGAGUACAUAACAAGCAAGGUAAGUGUGGCUGGCUAUCAUCGAUUUUUGUUGGUUUGCACUGCAUGGAGACGCACAACAUCAAUGAGACCUCCUUCUUCUCAUCUUCCAUGGUUAAUGCUCUCCAAUGAUAGAAAUAAGAGAACUCGUAGAUUUUUUUGUCUUCAUGAUUCAAAAUUCUACCAAAUCCCAUUACCAAGAGUGGUGCGUCGAAGUUGGUGUGCUGGAUCAUCUUAUGGUUGGUUUAUAAUGGCUCAUAAAACUCGAGGAGAUUUCUUUUUUAAUCCUUUUUCUGGUGUUAGGAUUCCAAUACCAACCCAUUACCAGCCUUACUCUUUUGUACGACCUGCCUCUAAUCCGUAUUUUAUAACUAAAGCUAUCGUAUCUUCAGAACCCACGCCAGAGAAUAUUGCUGCCGGUCAUUGCUUGGUUGCUGCGCUUUUUGAGGUAGAUAGUUUAGGUAUUUGUCGACCAGGAGACCAAGCACGGACCUGCUUUACGAUCAGGUCCCUUAAUGGCGAUGGGGAGGGCCAGGAAGAGGAGGAGGAGGAGGAGGAGGGCGAUGUGCAUGUGGAUAUCCCAUUAAUAAAGGUGAAUUUAAUAAAAAAAGAUGAUGAAGAUGAUUCAGAACUGGAGGAGUAUGAGUCAAAUAAAGUUCAUGAACAUAUUAUUUUAGAUGUUAAAGUUGCUAGAUAUAUCUUAUUAAAUCUGUUAUACUAG